UCAAAAAAGAAAAGAAACUACGGAGUAUGAUAACAAUAAAAUAAAGAAAGAAAAGUUAUUAUCCUUAAUGAGUUUGAGACUGUGGAUAAGGAUAAUUACAAAUGGAUGGCUGGCAAUGGAGGAGAGAAGAGGAGAGAAGAUCGAUCCUGGAAAACUAACCACUAGUAAAUAAAUAAAUAAAUAAAUGUAUAAAGCUCCAAAGUAAAUUACAGACAAAGAAGAAAAAGAAAUGGAAGCACUGUUCUCCUCUCAGUGUCUCCUUCCUCCUCCCCUUCCAGCAGCUCCUGGCCACAGAGAAAGAAGAAACAGAGGUUUUCUGCGACAGAGAAGAAAGUACUCACCCACUGAUGAUGAUGACGUUUCUCUCGCAUUGCCAUUGCCAAUGGAGAUGAAGGCCUGGGUUUACGCAGAGUACGGAGGCGUGGAGAAGAUGAAGCUCGAAGAGAACAUCGGGGUUCCAGAGAUCCGAUAUGAUGAAGAUGAUGUGCUCAUCAGAGUUCGCGCCGCCGCUCUCAAUCCCGUCGAUUUCAAGCGCCGGGAAGGCAAGUUCCGGGCCUCCGAUUCCCCUCUCCCCACGGUGCCGGGGUAUGACGUUGCCGGAGUAGUGGCCGGAGUCGGCAGCGGAGUGAAGGGGCUGAAACGGGACGAUGAAGUUUACGGGAACAUAAACGAGAGCCCGCUGGAGGGGCCGAAGCAGUACGGGUCCUUGGCUCAGUACACUGUGGCAGAGGAGAAGCUCUUGGCUUUGAAGCCAAAGAAUCUCACUUUUGCACAGGCCGCUUCUCUCCCUCUCGCUUUGGAGACCGCCUACGAGGGCCUCCAAAGGGCCCGGUUCUCCUCCGGGAUGUCUAUACUCGUCUUGGGCGGGGCCGGAGGAGUUGGGUCUCUCGUGAUUCAGCUGGCAAAGAAUGUAUUUGGAGCAUCAAAGGUGGCAGCUACAUCAAGCACACCAAAACUGGAGCUGCUGAAAAGCUUAGGUGCUGAUUUGGCUAUUGAUUACACCAAGUCAAACUUCGAAGAUCUGCUAGACAAGUUUGAUGUUGUCUAUGAUGCAGUUGGGCAGGGGGAUAGGGCAGUUAAGGCGGUAAAGAGCGGAGGGAGCGUGGUGGUACUAACCGGUGCGGUCACGCCUCCCGGGUUCAGGUUCGUCGUGACCUCAAAAGGAGAAGUGCUGACUAGGCUCGCCCCGUUCCUAGAAAGUGGGAAGGUGAAGCCAGUGAUAGACCCCAAAGGUCCAUUCCCAUUUGACAAAGUUGCAGAAGCAUUUUCUUACCUCCAAACUGGCCAUGCUACAGGCAAAGUUGUCAUAUAUCCCAUUCCAUGACAAGUAGUGUAUACAUACAAUAUGACUCUAUGAGGAGGAAUAACAAAGAAACCUGUAAAAAUUAUAUUCCAUGUCUAUAUUAUAAUGUAACACUUUAGUUCUUAGCAGAUCUUACACAAGUGUCUGCAAAGAAAAACUUGUGGCAAAAACCCAAAAGUUUAGAGAUCCAUUCGCAAAGUCAUGAUGUCCACCUUUGAGGGAAAGAGUUUUCUUUGCCACAGCUUUUCUCACAAAAGGGUAUGUAUGUAAAUUCACAAAUGCAUUCACAACCUCCUGUGAAAUCACAAAAGAUAUCUUAAAAUCU
Messenger RNA from Cuscuta campestris, 1628 nucleotides. The record is from the annotation of a GenBank genome assembly. NCBI's taxonomy places the organism in Eukaryota, Viridiplantae, Streptophyta, Magnoliopsida, Solanales, Convolvulaceae.